AUGGGUAUAACGGACGCAAGCGGACUAAAAUUUUCGGCUUUCGACUUCCAAUAUGGAUUUCGCAUCGCAGAUGUGGAUUCAACUUGGCCAGUGGACGGGUUGCUUCCGUUCGCAUUAACGUCCCUGGGCAUCAAAGUGACUGCUACUGCCGGUACGAGCGCCACGCGUGGCUCCCCUCAGUGGGAUCUCGUUGAAUCGGCCAAAUUGCAACAUGCAUGCAGCCGAAGUUCUCUCUUCUGGCGUCUCACACUCGUCAACAACCUCUCCGUAUCACCGGCUCUCAUCGUCCUAGUCUCCGCAGGCGGCUCAGACGCAAGCAUGAUCAACAGCUACGGCGGACUCGUACUCGGCAUCACAGCCCUCGACGGGCUUCUCCUCGGUUCCAAAUUCUUCAUUAUGGAAAUCAGUGCCAUGCGCUGGGUCACUCGUCUCCGUGACACCGCUUUCAGCCGUGUUCUCAGCCAGGACAAGAGCUGGUUUGACCGUCCUGAGAACGGUGCAGCCAAGCUUACCCAAGUCAUCGUGAAAGAUGGAGAUGAUGCGUAUCGUUGCUGUUGGCGCGAUGAUGACUGUUGGACUUGUCUGGGCUAUGGCUUGGGGGUGGCAGUUGAUGUUUGUUGGGCUGGCUAUUGGGCCUGUUUUGUUGGAGUUAUGGGUCUGCAGACGGGUUUGAUGGCCAAGUGCGAGGUGCACAAUAAGAGGGCUCGUGAGGAGGUUGCGAGGGUGUACUACGAGUCGAUUCUCAACGUCCGUGGUAUUCGCGCUAUGUCUCUUGAACCUGUUCUUCAGGCUUAA
Molecule: messenger RNA, 795 nt
Organism: Suillus paluster
Lineage: Eukaryota; Fungi; Basidiomycota; Agaricomycetes; Boletales; Suillaceae
Exons: 7
Coding region: 1-795 (264 amino acids)
Biological process (GO): transmembrane transport
Cellular component (GO): membrane
Molecular function (GO): ATP binding; ABC-type transporter activity
Source: RefSeq, a predicted model, not a curated record